CUCCUCCUCACACCCUGCCUGCGAGGUCCCAGGAUGUGGUGCAGGAGGCUGGCGUGUCUGUUCAAGGUGCCGUGCCGGCUGCGUGGAAGCACUAGACAUUGCUCGCCGUGGCUGCCCCGUGACAGAAGGAGCGUCCUUGCUGCUGUGGCUCGCCGGUAUCACACAGCCCCAGGGUCCCUCAAGUGUGCCUGGCAAUUACACGGUGACCAUCUAGAGCUCAGGUAUGCGAACACGUUGAUGCGCUUCGAUUUUGUCUGGCUACGGGACCACUGCCGCUCAGCUUCCUGCUACAACACCAAGACGAACCAGCGCAGCUUGGACACGGCUAGUGUGGACCUGGGAAUCAAACCCAAGGCUGUCCGGGUAGAUGAGACCACACUCUUCCUCACAUGGCCGGAUGGGCAUGUGACACGGUAUGGGCUCGAGUGGCUGGUGAAGAACAGCUACGAGGGGCAGAAGCAGCAGGUCAUGCACCCGCGGAUUCUCUGGAAUGCAGAAAUCUACCGCCAAGCCCAGGUCCCAUCCGUUGACUGCCGGAGUUUCCUGGAGACAGACGAGGGGCUGAAGGAGUUCCUGCAAAACUUCUUGUUAUAUGGGAUUGCUUUUGUAGAGAAUGUCACUCCCACCAAAGAGGACACAGAAAUCUUAGCAGAAAGAAUCAGCUUAAUCAGGGAGACCAUUUAUGGUAGAAUGUGGUACUUUACCUCCGACUUCUCUCGAGGGGACACCGCUUACACCAAGCUGGCUCUGGAUCGUCACACUGACACAACCUACUUCCAGGAGCCCUGCGGCAUCCAAGUGUUUCACUGCCUGAAGCAUGAGGGCACGGGCGGGCGGACGUUGCUGGUGGAUGGUUUCUAUGCAGCGGAGCAGGUUCUCCGGCAAGCCCCUGAUCAAUUCGAGCUGCUCAGCAAGGUGCCACUGAAGCAUGAGUAUGUUGAAAAUGUGGGAGACUGUCACAACCACAUGAUCGGAGUUGGCCCCGUUCUCAAUGUCUAUCCCUGGAACAACGAGCUUUAUCUGAUCAGAUACAAUAACUAUGAUCGUGCUGUCAUCAACACCGUGCCUUAUGAUGUUGUGCAUCGCUGGUACACUGCUCACCGCACACUCACCGCAGAGCUCAGGAGACCAGAAAAUGAACUGUGGGUCAAACUGAAGCCAGGCAAGGCACUGUUUGUAGAUAACUGGCGCGUCCUGCACGGACGGGAAGCAUUCACAGGGUACCGCCAGCUCUGUGGCUGUUACCUGACAAGAGAUGAUGUGCUAAACACCGCACGCUUACUGGGACUCCAGGCUUAGCCCAGACCACCCUCUGGAGAGACAGUCAGACCUCCAGCACCACUGUGCUGUUGCAUCACCAUGCUGAAAAUGUUGCACAUACCUCGGACACCUCCACUCUCUCUAGGCAGUUCUCGGUGCCCCCUCAGGAGAGGGAGCAGGUGGAAGCCAAAGGUCAUGGGAGCCUUACGGGACCAUAUUCUGCCUUUGAGCAUGGUCAGCUCUUGCUGUCUGUGCACCCAGCCUGGUCUUUCUAGACAGUCUCUCUGUCUUAGCUCUGCUGAGUGAAGGUUAAUUGCACCACAGGAAGUGCUUGAAGCGCCUAUUGAUGUGAAGUGCUCCUCCAGUCAAGUGCCUUUGGGACUUGAAAUCUUCAUUUUAACUUGUUGUUCAGCCUUUUUGUCAGCUGGCAGUUCUAGGGGAUUUUUUUUUGUAGCAGAGCAGAAUGGAAAUCUUUAGGGUCUUAUCUCGCCUCAGGCUGGAUUUUACUUCUUCUAGAGGAAAAUUUAAAAUCUGUGGUCCCCAUUUGAUUAAAAUGCCGCUACUCAAACUGAGGGUUGUUGGCAUAUUUUAGUGACUUCUUUCUUAAAUAUACUAUGUACCCCUAUAACAGGCACUGGUACAAGCCGUGCUGCUUGAGGGAUGGCCUGGAAAGAGAACCUUGUACAGUUAGGGUGUUUCUGAAAAGGUUUAGAUUAGAAGGAAAGGGGGAAGUAGCAAGAUCUGUGUGUUGGGAAGAAGAGAUGACUGUUAGAUGAGGGAUGUAUUUCUCCCAUUUCCUUGACUUCUGGUAAUGUAAUGCUUGUAUUAUUUCUGCCUGUUGCACUGUGCUUGUAUCAAGGGCAAAGGCUCAGCAGCUACAGUAUUUGCUGACAAAUUUCCCACUGUGCCUCUCUUUCAUCUUUUCUGAAGAAUGAAUUUGUGUUAGGUCAUCAUUGCACUGGCUGCUAGAUGAAGCUGACCUUUUUUGGAUUUUUUGUUGUUUUGUUGUUUUUUGGUUUUUUUUUUUAAACCAGAUUCUCCUGCAUUGUGGAAGUAAUAAAUACAGAGGGUGCCUUUCAGCUCCUGGUAGCUGGGAGGAUAAAUUGGAAUCUGACACAUUGAAGGGCCACAGUGUAAGGAACAAAAGCAAAUCCUAUUGUUACUAGAAACGUUGGAAUUUCAGAACCAAAAGGGGAUUCUAGGAUUUGUUUAUCUUUCACUAUUCCAAAUCUCUGGGGAUGUUCACUCUGCUCUGACUAGACCUUAAAACAGCUCGUCCUUUUAACUCCUGACUUCCCUGUGCAAGCAAGAUGCUCUUGUUUCCAAGGUACAAGUGCAGCACAGGUGUGUACGUGCUAAACUUGUGGCCCUCAUUUAAUCUAAACACUGAAUAUAUAGAUCCUAGUGUUAAGAGACAGUCUCGAAAGCUUCGCUUCGUGUGGACUGAGCUACCUGAUGCUGUCUUUGGCAGUAUUUCCUGUCUGCAGUGAGCCACCACUGCAGUUAUCAGGAGUUGAAAGAGGUUUCUGAGUGGAGGCUUGGCAGGAAGCUGUUGAUCAGAGGAUAUGUGAGGAAGUGAAACAUGAGCAAUGGUGGCAGG
This is a messenger RNA of Athene cunicularia (burrowing owl), 2860 nucleotides long. It is a transcript of the gene TMLHE, whose product is annotated as trimethyllysine hydroxylase, epsilon. Lineage: Eukaryota; Metazoa; Chordata; Aves; Strigiformes; Strigidae. Gene Ontology annotation, biological process: carnitine biosynthetic process. The record is from RefSeq and is a predicted model, not a curated record. Gene Ontology annotation, cellular component: mitochondrion. The coding region runs from base 34 to 1299 and encodes 421 amino acids. Gene Ontology annotation, molecular function: trimethyllysine dioxygenase activity; iron ion binding. The transcript has 9 exons.